AUGUCGACCAGAGCCCCAGCUACAACUCCGAUCGUCACCCAAGGCCCGCCCUCGGUGCGCAUCCCCUCUUAUGAAUCUGGCGCAUUCCAUACCCCAGAAGACCUUUCACCCCUAGAUGCCGAUUUAGAGAGUUCAGAUUUCCUCAUGGCCGAGGACGCGCGGGGGGUAGACCCCCCAACUACCGUCGACGAUUCAACAACACACAGCGAGAACCACGACCCGCAAGAGACACCAGCCAUUGCUACGUAUACCACCGAGACAGGCACAGAAGCGCCCGAAAACGAAACCACGACCGCCACAUCGGAACUUGAAGACAUCAGUGUUCUUCCUCCACUGGCCGAUUGCGACGACAGCAGCUUGCUCCCCUUGAGCGAAAAUGGCGACCAUGAGCGAGGGAACAACCAGACCCUCAUCGAGGAACGUGAAAUGCGCCAGAAGCUGAUGGACAUGGAAUCGAGUUUUCUGCCCGAACCUUCGACCAUUGACAUCGCUGCGACCGGUACGAGAGCCGGCGCGGACGACACUUACCUGGUGGGCAUCGAUGGUGGUGGUUACGAUCCCGACAUGACCCAACAGACCGAAUCGUCGCAAUUCUCUUUCAUUCCCCCCUGGGAUAAGAAUCCAGAUUAUGGCCACUACCAAGAAGAAUUUGAUGAGACAAAAGACAAUGAGGAGGCUGAACCCACGACAGCUACCCAUGGGGAAUAUCUUGUCGGCAACGAGAGUACAUUAGACUCGCUGACUUCAUCUCCUUCGGCUGCCGCCAUGUUUCGAAACCUGCGCCGCAAUCAAUCCACACUGUCCGAUGACACCGCGGACCACAGCCGAAUAUUUUCCCCGGAAGAGCGACCUUUCAGAUCGCGAAUCUCCCAAGCAGAUGAAUCACAACUUACGCCCUCCAAGCUGCGAAGGUCCUCUCGCAGUCUGUCUCCUACCCAAUCAAGGCUGUUUAGUGACCAAAGCUUCAGUGCUGGUGGCAGUCGCCGCAGUGGGAGUCGACCUAAGUAUCUGACUAGCCGUCAAUCUGCCAAUCGUCUUUCACACUCCUCUGUCGCAAGCAACAACACGACCAACACGGACGCAACGAACAGUGAUGCGACGCUGGGAGCAGACUAUGCUCUCCAAUCCGGAGGAGCAGCAUCCGACAAUUGGGGUGGUCUGCACCCAGGAUCGCGCGGGCACAUGACUCGAACAACCAGCCUAGGAAGUAUGGCAUCGGGGGUCUCAGGUUAUAGCGAAGAAAAUUCUCUAGAAAGACGGCCCAUUGCUGGGCAGAUUGAUGGAGGUCUGCAGACUUUGCAAGAGGAAAGUUCACCACAGUCCCCGCGGCACCAAGCUGGAUUCGACGACGCAUCAGCACCGGCAACGCCCAAGGCCAAGCCUCAAGAUAGACCGUUCCCAACAGAUACGGCUAUUGCGGAGCGUGUCAAAGGAAUUCAAGUUCCUACCACUUUUGCUCAACGGUUUCGAGAAGACUAUGGAAACAUGGGACCAUCUCCCGAGAAGCGCGCUGGUACUUCAACUCCAGCGCUUGGACGAAGUGGCCUUGGUCGUAACAUGACUUUGAAAGAGCAAAGCAGCACGAUCGAUCGUCUUUCGAAGGAAAACUUCGAUCUCAAGAUGCGCAUCCACUUUCUCAACGAAGCGCUAAACAAACGGUCGGAAGAAGGAAUCAAGGAAAUGAUAUCAGAGAAUGUCGAACUUAAGUCUGAUAAGCUCAAAAUCCAGAAAGAAAGCCAAGGGCUGAAGCGCAAGAUUCGUGAGCUGGAAAAGCAGCUCAAAGAUCAGCAAUCGGACAAGGAAUCUAUGCUCAAUCACGAUCCCGAGGCCUCAGAUGAAGGAGGCGAUCGGGAAUCCGCAAAUGAAACCGAAAUCUCCUACUUGCGUGAACGAAUGGAAACUUAUGAGCUUGAAGUUGAGCGGCUGAGAUCAGAAAGCAUUGGCAGGGAGAGUGAAAAACGACGCCUUGCUGAGAUAGUUAAAGCGUUGACCGAAAACCGCACUGGUGCUUCCGAAACAGGCGCGAGAGAGGAGAGGGACAUGUGGAAAGAUAUGCUUGAUGCAGAGGCAGCAGCUCGUGAGCAGGCUGAGGAAGAAAAUCGGCGACUCCGUGACGAGUCUAUUCGUCUUCGAAGUGAGCUUUUCACAUCGCAAGGCGGUGGUUCCAAAUUACCCUCGCGAGAUAGAGGCUACUCGACUGUUUCGUACAAUUCAGCGUCGGAAAGAGAUGGAAAUCGUGCCACUGCUGCGGCAAUGAGCACCUCCAAUAACACACUUAUGGUGGAGCUUGAACUCUUGAAGCAAGAAAAUGCCGAACUAAGGAAGGAGGUCAGCGCUCAAACUUCUAUGCUUACAUCACGCAACCGGGAAAAAGAACGGCUUUAUCAAGAAAUUGAAGAAUUGAAGCUUGGUCAUGUUCGCCAUGCUGGCCGUUCUGUGGCUGGUGACAGUAUAUUUGAUCGGUCAGUAUCUCGGGCACAAGGAAGGCCAGGCUCUGAACCUAGCGACGGUGGUGUAUCUCGCAGUGAUAUGGAUCGGGAGGAGCUCGACGCUCGGAACGGGCAGCUCCGUGAUCAUGUGUCAACUCUCAAACUGGAGAACCAGGCCCUACGGGGGCAGUUGGACGAAUAUGUCAGGGAAUUGGAAGCUCUCGAUAAAGCCUACCAGGCUGAUGUGGACCAAGCUGAAGAGGAAAUGUCGAAUUUGCAACAAGAGCGAGAUCAAUCUCUUCAAGAGCGAGAUCAGGCUCUUCAAAUGGCUGAUGAGCGCGAUGCUGCCUUCCAAGAUCUCCGGGCCGAAGCCCAAGAGGAGCUGGAUGCCCUUGGCGAGGAGCUUGACCAGAAGAUUAUUGAAUGUCAGCGCAUGGGUGAAGACUUGAGGAAUCAGGAUGAAAGCCUCAGGGUCCUGCAGGCAGAGAUGCGCUCGGCCAGUGAGGGCAUCAUUCGACUCGAAGAAGAUGCGCAGAAUAACCUAGAGCGGUAUAAGACUGUUCAACACGAGCUUGAAGAAACCCAUGGCGAGAUGGACUCAAUGGAGAAGAACCUAUUUGAAGCCAACACCAAGGUACAGAGGCUGACUGUACAAAUUGAGUCCAGCCAGAACGAAAUCGCAUUCCUCCGAGAAGAGCAAGAUGGUGACAAGAUUCGCAUCGGGGACCUUGAGUCGGAGCUGAAGACGUACCACAUGAGCCUGGUCAGUGAGAAAGAAAAGACAAGAGAGCUGGAACAGCGACUUGCGGAUGAACGACACCAGCGCGAGGUGGUUGGAAGCAAGGAGAAGCAAGAAGUUCAGCGAAUCAUGAAUGAGCUGAACCGUGAAGCUUCAGCAGCCAAGGAAGAAGUGCGACGAUUGAAGAAGAGUCUUUUGACCCAGGAGAUUGAGACUUCGACCUGGCGGGAGCGACUUAUGGAUCUUGAAAACAACCUUCGAGAAACCCUUGGAGAUCUUAACGGCAGCCGUUCAAGCAUGAUUUCCAAUAUCAUGAAGCUUCAAAAGGAGCUAGAGUCCACCGCGCUUGACCUGGAAAGUGUCCGAUCUCAACUAGAUGAGAAGGAGUCGCUACUUCGGAAUCGCGAUGCUCUUCUAGAAAGUCAUGGCCUUGAGUCCCGCAAACUCUCUGAAGUCCUGGAGCGUGAGCGUCAGGCUCGUCGAGCUGAUAAGCAGUCUUUCGAGCAGGCACUGAAGUCUCACCAGCAGGCCUCUCGGACUAUCACUCAAAGUAACUCUCGAAUUACAGAACUGGAAAAUGCUCGCAAUCAAGAUCGCAAGCGGUUCACGUCGCUUGAGCAACAGUUCAAGGACCAACUUAACGAGCGCAACACAAUGUUUCUGGCUAUUUGGAAACGACUCUCGUCAAUCUGUGGUCCAGACUGGGCGCAUUCGAACAGUCUCAUUAACGGCAACCUUCCUAGCCAGGAAGUGAUUGGCAAUAUUUUGUUCUGGCCCGGUUUUAGUCGCAAUCUGUUACUUGCUAUUAAAACGGUUGAGGGCGUGGUUUCUCAGUUCAAGGGCCGCAUCAGAGCCGUGGAAUUUGAUCUUAACAAGCAGUACCAGCAUCUUGAGCAUUCCUUUGCUCAGCGUGUCCGGCGACUCGAUCGUGUUGAGGAGGCUGUUAAGAACAUGCGUGCUGGGGGAAACCAGUCGCACUCGAGCUCGUCGUCAGAAUUGUCCAAGUUGCGAGGGGAGAACCGGCUAUUGAAGGCUGAGAUCAACCUACUUCAAUCCAACACGCGGGGGCAUGGGGCAGCCUCCUCGGCAGCGGCAGCAGUAAUGGCAUCUGGGCCACGGUCUCCAUCGCUCGGAUCUACUGCAGAUGCGGAGCGACAGUUGACCCGUCACAGUUCCACAUCGGGUAACAGUGAAAACCCACGCUCAGAGCGAAGUCUCGCCCGCAGUGUCUCCGGUCUGCCACAACCAACACACUCGACCUCGGGUACCACAUUGGUCAACGCCAACAGCUCAGGGGCAAUAUUGUCUCGGACACGCAGUGGACAACAGAACAACUGGGAGGGUGGAGACGACAAGUGGAAACAUCGAUUGCACGAGUUGGAGAAGCGGCUUAAGGCAGAGAGGGAAGGUCGUCUCCUUGACCGUAAUGGUGCACGAAAGCGACUGGAAGAGCGCGAUAACGAGAACCAGAAGCUCCGUGAUCAGCUUCAGCGUGAGCGUACCCGAAAACCUUCUGGGGCCAUUGAAGCUGGACGCAAUCGAGCCCCCGUCUCGGACGAGAACCCCAGCUCCAGUGAAGGGGAAGGUAUCAUCUUAGAUAUCGAGGUUUAA
Penicillium verhagenii is the source of this 4779-nucleotide messenger RNA. Its product is annotated as putative anucleate primary sterigmata (ApsB). Lineage: Eukaryota; Fungi; Ascomycota; Eurotiomycetes; Eurotiales; Aspergillaceae. Gene Ontology annotation, cellular component: microtubule organizing center. The transcript has 2 exons. The record is from RefSeq and is a predicted model, not a curated record. The coding region runs from base 1 to 4779 and encodes 1592 amino acids.